UAUCUCGUGACUGGUCUGGUCUGGUCUCAUUGCUGCUUCCAUUCAAGCUAGGCUAUCAAAUAUACGGCCUUCUAGCUCCGGCAGGGAAGACCUAGGCUCGUAUUUAGCUUUCUAAACAAAGGAAGCUAUCCCGCGCUCAUCGCGUAAUGGCUGCCACCAGCUCCGUCGCAGCUGCCGCGAUGGCCGGCACGAGCGCGCCGAUGGCUGCUGUCACGCGGGCCGUAGCCGGCUCGCCGUUUGCCUCGUCGGCGCUUCCUCCUGCCAGUGCACUCCCUUCAGCCGGCCUCUCCGCGGUGCUCGCUCCGCAGCAGCUGCAGAGCCAGGAGCAGAGGGGAACCGCGAGCCAUGCCGGUCGGAGGAGCAUCGCGACAGCUGCUAAGUCCUCGAAGGCGGAGGCUCCGCUGGACGUGCGCGCGUUCAAGGCGGAGCACGGGGAGGCGGAGCUGGAGGCGGACCCCGCGAGGCUGUGGGAGCGGUACGUGGCGUGGCUGUACACGGACGACGCGCUGGGGCUCGAGCUCGAUAUCAGCCGCAUGGGGGUCACGGACGCCUUUGUCGAGGCCAUGGAGCCCAAGUUCGCGGCGGCGUUCAAGGCGAUGGACGAGCUGGAGAAGGGCGCCAUUUCCAACCCGGACGAGCGGCGCAUGGUGGGGCACUACUGGCUGCGCAAGCCGCAGAUCGCCGCCAACCCCACGCUGCGCAAGGAGAUCGAGGAGACCAUCGACGCCGUGGACGCCUUCGCCAAGGGCGUGGUCGAUGGCACGAUAAAGCCCCCUCCAUGCCCAGCCGGUCGGUACACUCAGGUGCUAUCUGUGGGCAUCGGAGGCUCGGCGCUCGGCCCUCAAUUCGUCUCCGAGGCUCUUGCAGGCACUGACCCUCCGCUGCAGGUGCGGUUCGUGGACAACACGGAUCCGGCUGGCAUCGACCGCCAGCUGGACCAGAUCGGAGCAGAGCUGUCCUCCACACUCGUGCUCGUCAUCUCCAAGAGCGGCGGAACCCCAGAGACGCGCAACGGGCUGUUGGAGGUGCAGAGGGUGUUCCGGGAGAAGGGGCUGGACUUCGCGCGGCAGGGCGUGGCCAUCACGCAGAGGGGGUCGCUGCUGGACGAGACGGCGCGCAUGGAGGGGUGGCUCGCGCGCUUCCCCAUGUUCGACUGGAUCGGAGGGCGCACGUCCGAGGUCUCGGCCGUGGGGCUGCUCCCUGCUGCCUUGCAGGGCAUUGACAUCCGUGAGAUGCUGCGAGGAGCGGGCAUCAUGGAUGAGUCUACCCGCAUUCACAAGAUUCGCAGCAACCCAGCGGCUCUGCUCGCCCUCUGCUGGUACUGGGGAUGCGACGGCAUUGGCGCCAAGGACAUGGUGGUGCUGCCGUACAAGGACAGCCUGCUGCUCUUCAGCCGCUAUCUGCAGCAGCUCAUCAUGGAGUCGGUGGGCAAGGAGUUUGAUCUUGAUGGCAAGCGGGUGAACCAGGGCCUCACGGUGUACGGCAACAAGGGCAGCACGGACCAACACGCCUACAUCCAGCAGCUGCGCGAGGGCGUGCCCAAUUUCUUUGCCACGUUCAUCGAGGUCCUCAAGGACCGCCAGGGCGGCAGGGACUGGGAGCUGGAGCCCGGUGUGACGUGCGGGGACUACCUCUUUGGCAUGCUGCAGGGCACUCGGUCCGCCCUGUACUCGAACAAGCGGGAGUCGAUCACUUUGAGCAUCAAGGACGUGGAUGCGGCCACAGUGGGCGCCAUCAUCGCUCUCUAUGAGCGUGCCACGGGGCUGUAUGCGUCGCUCAUCAACGUGAACGCGUAUCACCAACCAGGAGUGGAAGCGGGCAAGAAGGCAGCAGCUGAGGUGCUGGCGCUGCAGAAGAGAGUGCAGGCAGUGAUCAAUGACGCGAGCUGCAAGGAUCCUGUCGAAGCUCUCACCAUCCAACAGAUUGCCAAGCGAGCACAUGCAGAGGCACAGAUUGAGACCGUAUACAAGAUCAUCCGGCACAUGGCAGCCAAUGACAGGGCCCUUUUGAUUGGAUCGGACAUCAACACACUCACGGUGCUUGCGGAAGAAUGCCCUCCAGAUUCUUAGGUGUCCUAUAUAGAUUGUAGGGCUUCAUGUUUUUUAACCUUUCCAUAACUCCUGUCCCUGUGUUUAAACAUUGAGGUUCACUGUCAAAUGGUUUGCACUCCCAUCGCACC
Molecule: messenger RNA, 2179 nt
Organism: Closterium sp. NIES-67
Lineage: Eukaryota; Viridiplantae; Streptophyta; Zygnematophyceae; Desmidiales; Closteriaceae
Source: the annotation of a GenBank genome assembly